ACCUGCAAUUGUUAGCAUCAUCAGGUGACCUCGAUCCUUCCAAGUCUGCGAUACCUUACUCCCAAAGCUGAAGAACUGUUUAAAGGGUGAUAUUAACUUUCGUUUUUGGCAUUACUUGGAACAUAGUUAUCAGAGAUGACAAGCGUUGAAAUAGAGCUAGAACCUCUGAAUGAACAACCGCAAGAAACUGGAAAUGAAACUGUUCCUUCAGGGGGUCCGGUUGCCGCAGCGGAAGAUGUCGCCAACACCGAACCGGUUCCCCGACCCGAUGGGGGCUGGGGUUGGCUCGUCGUGCUUGGUUCUUUCAUGAACCACGUUGUAAUAGACGGUACGGCUUUCUCGAUUGGCGUCAUCUACGUGGAGCUCAUCGAUUACUUUGGCGCCUCCACGGCCGAUACGGCAUGGAUUGGAGCCAUUCAGUAUGCCAUGGUGAACUUGGCAGGUCCCGUGGCCGAGGCACUGUGCAAGACCUUUACACCCCGUACUAUAGGAAUGAUAGGCACCGUCAUCGCCGCUAUUGGGUUCAUACUCAGUAUGUUUGCCACACAGAUUUGGCAACUGUACAUAACAUUUGGCUUUCUGACAGGGUUUGGGUUCGGCUUGAAAUUUCUACCAAGCAUUGUUUGCGUCCACGAGUACUUUGAAAAAAGACAAUCUCUUGCGAUGGGGAUUGCCGUCUGUGGUACCGGGGUUGGCACUUUCGCUUUCGCACCCCUCUCCGAAUACCUUAUCGAGAUAUACGGCUGGCAAGGUGCCCUACUCAUUGAAUCCGCCAUCAUACUGCAUGGCGUUGCUUUUAGCGCCCUCUUCGUUCCUCUGGAGAAAAAAUCACGGGAGACACGGGAAGACGAGGCAUCUCUCAUAUCCAAAUUAAAGGCAGCUUGGAAAAUCACAAAGGAGCUGAUCGUUGAAAUGAUGGAUUUUAGACUUUUCAAAAACCCAAAAUUUGACGUCUACUGUGUCUGUAUGUUCCUAUUCGCUGUUGGCUACGUUGUUCCGAUGACGUACCUUCCAGAACGCGCUGUGAAACAAGGCUACUCUCCGCGAGAGGGCGCUUGGCUCGUUUCUGUUCUGGGAAUUUUAAACAUGCUGGGGCGCAUCUUCGUAGCCGGAGUUGGAGACCGAAAAUGCGUGAAUCGUUUCUGGAUGUUCACUAUAUGUAUCCUCAUCAGUGGUGUUAUAACCGGUGGAAGCUUUUUGGCAAAUUACAUCUACUGGCUGCAGAUGACGUAUUCUGGGUGUUACGGUUUUAUGAUAGGUAUCUUCAUUUCUUUGGAGUCUGUCGUGUUAAGAGAUUUAAUCAGCCUUGAGAACCUGACCAAGGGCUAUGGUUUGGCCAUAUUUGUUGGUUAUGGGAUAGGGUCAUUGGUCGCUACGCCAUUCACUGGCUGGAUCUUUGAUGUGACCCAAAAUUACGACAACUCGUUCUUGGUUUCGGGAGGGCUUCUGGUGGCAAGUGCUCUUUCCAUGGUACUCAUACCUUGUUUGAAGCGAUGUGAUGCCAGGACGGAAACUCCAGCAAAUUGACCUCUGACCCGGUUCGUCCGUCCAACAUACUGACAUUCGUUAAUUUCUGUAAUUACUACUGGAUACUUGCACCUGAUAUAUAAUACUGAGAAAUGCUCCCAUAAUUCAGCCAGAAAAGGCCAAUAGGGAAGAAUAAAGACCAGAGACCUCUUCAUUUACCUGGUCACGCAAUUUAUUAUGCAUAAUGAACUUUAUCAGUGCACAGUUUUUAUAUCAAUGUUCUAAAUUAUUUCUGUAUAAUGCAGGUGGUAUUUUGCUUGUUUUAAGCGUUUUUGAUAUCAUUAACGGAAUUUACCGCACAGCCAACAAAAAAAAGUACUGCCAUAUUUACACAGAGACGAUUUUUUGUUAAUUUUUACCUUCUCAAAUUAACAAAUUUCUGGUGAAAAUAAUUGUUUUUGUUUAUCAUCAACUUCUAAUUAAGCACACAAUCUGAUCAGCUUUUUAAGGAAAUAAAAUAUAUCUAAACA
This is a messenger RNA of Lingula anatina, 1997 nucleotides long. Its product is annotated as monocarboxylate transporter 13. Lineage: Eukaryota; Metazoa; Brachiopoda; Lingulata; Lingulida; Lingulidae. Gene Ontology annotation, biological process: transmembrane transport; monocarboxylic acid transport. The record is from RefSeq and is a predicted model, not a curated record. Gene Ontology annotation, molecular function: monocarboxylic acid transmembrane transporter activity.